This is a messenger RNA of Penicillium subrubescens, 333 nucleotides long. RefSeq names its product SNF2-related protein. The transcript has a single exon. The coding region runs from base 1 to 333 and encodes 110 amino acids. The record is from RefSeq and is a predicted model, not a curated record. Lineage: Eukaryota; Fungi; Ascomycota; Eurotiomycetes; Eurotiales; Aspergillaceae.
AUGCAGCGCCAAGAGGAUAAAGAGGAGCUGAUACCAUAUCAUGCUUCUCUCAUUCUUGUGCCUGCCCGAGUCAUUAUCCAAUGGGUUGGACAAGUGGAUCGGUUUUUCGGCAACCAGUUCCGGGUGCUGAUUUUUUGGGGCGAUCCCGAUCAUAUCGGUGACGCGGAACGGAAGGAACGGACAAUUGGUUCCCUUGAUGAUCUCCUGGACAAGCUCCAUAAUCUCGCUCCUGAGGACCCCAAGUCUGCCUAUACUCUGGUCAUAUCUAGUUAUGACACUUUCCGAGUCCGCAUUAGGGGUCGGGGUGCCGAUGCAGUUUUGCCCAUGAGUUAG